AUUCUUCCUUUACCAUCAUUUAUUAAAAGUCAAAUUCAUUUCUUUAUCGAAGCUUUUUUGACUCAAAGACGAUGUCGACUCCAUCACCGCCACCACCACCACCGUCGACAUCGACAUCUGCAGCAAACAUCGUAGGAUCCAGCGCCCUUGAAGGUUCACAAAAUGCUGGUCAAGAACAUGGGUCUGGAAACAACUGGAAUUCCGCUCAGAAGCAGCAACAGCAACAACAAGGCAGAUCACAAAGGAGGAUUCCCUCUGUGUUUUCAAGAACAUGGGCUCACCGUGGCAAGAUCACUUUUGGUCUCUUCCUUGCCUAUAGUGGAGCUAACUUUUAUUACAAUUGGAGACAACAGAAGAUCAGGGAUACUAUUCCACCAAACACAGUGCUUCACUGGAGAGUUACAGACGGGUCAAUUGUAGAAACAGACACCGAUAAAGGCCACCUUCAAAAGCUUCUUAGGGCUGCAGGGGGCGAUACACCCACUCCAGUCUCAACACUACUUGAUGUUGUUACUGCUAUUAAACAUGCCAAGGACGAUCCAAGGAUCGUAGGUAUCAUGGCCAACUUUUCAACCUCUAACAAUAAAACACAGCAAGCUAAAGGGCUAGGAUUGGCUCAGAUCCAAGAACUACGAAGUGCCAUCCAAGAGUUUAAGGAAGCCAAGGCUAAGGCUCUUGGUGGUGAAGAUAAGGUGUCCCUUAUUGCAUUUACAGACUCAUUUGACACUCAAACGCAGUAUUACUUGGCAUCAGUGUUCGAUAAAGUGUAUAUGCAGCCUACUGGAGGCAUUCCUUUGGUUGGCUUGUCAUCGACUGUCCCCUUUUUCAAAACUCUUUUGAAUCGCUUCGGUGUCCAAGUGCGCUCUGAAGCUCGCAAGGAGUAUAAAAGCGUGAUCAGCCCUUUCACGGAGACAGAGCUUCCACCAGCACAGAAGCAAAAUCUCUUCGAUCUUCUAAAGGGUUUGAACUCACAGGUUUUGGCUGAUAUUGCGAAAUCUCGCCAGAAAGCUCUUGGAAGCGAUCCAGUUGAGAAACUGAAUCAUUUAAUUCAAGUUGGUCCAUUCAUGGCUUAUGAAGCAAAGGAUGAAGGACUGGUGGACGGGCUUCUAUACAAAAGAGACUGUGGCAAGAUCGUCGAGCAAAAUGGUGCAUUUGGACUGGCUCACUAUAUCCGCGUUAAGGGCAAGGAGCACACAAACAAGCUUGCCAAGACAAAGGAACCCAGCCUUGUUGUGGGGAUCGUUUACCUGAUUGGCGGCAUUAAACGUGGUGGUGGCGACUUUGGAGCCAACACCAUUGUCAAAGGCAUUAGAGAGGCAGCAGAUGAUCCUACAGUUGACGCAGUCGUCUUGAGAAUUGAUUCUGGCGGAGGAGACGUGGUUGCUAGCGACACUAUUGGAGAUGCUAUUCGCUGGUGCCAAGAUGAAAAGAAGAAACCUGUUAUUGUUAGUUUUGGGAACACCUCUGCCAGUGGAGGAUAUUUUGUAUCAACUCAUGCCAAGGCUAUUGUUGCUCAACCGACCACUAUCACCGGAAGCAUUGGCGUCGCUUCCAUGCGACCAUAUUUCACUCCCGAGUUCUUCAAGAUGAUUGGUGUCAGUGUUGAGCAGUUCUUUACUGGAUCAUCUGAUACGUCACUGCUCAAUGAUCUGGAAGGUGCUGCGUUGACACGCUUCAAACGACAAAUUGAUGUCACAUAUGCAGAUUUCCUCAAACGUGUUGCCGAUGGACGAAAGAUGACAUUGGAGCAAGUUGAAGACAUCGCUGGUGGGCGUGUCAUGAAUGGGAAAGAAGCUUUGAAAGCUGGAUUGGUAGAUAAACUUGGAGGACUAUCGUAUGCUGUCCGAUUAGCAGCUGACUAUGGUCUUGAAGCGCACAAGGAAGCUGGCCAUGUACCAUCGGACAUGAAAAUUGAAAACGUUGUGGUCAAAGUAUUCCCCAAGCCCAAGCCUCUUUUGCAGCAGGCUGUUGAGUCGUUGACAGGUGAUGAAGCCGCAGACAUGUUUACAAAACGAAAGAUUCAAGCAAUGAUGAUGCGAAUCUGGACAGGUGAUAUGGUGGGCUUGAUGCACGAUAUCGGAAUGGCAGACUCGACCUUUCUUCAGGGCCCUCCUAUGCGCCAGCAACUAGAGAUGGACGAGAACAUUAGAGUGUAAUGAUCUGACAAUUUUGUUUGUUUCGCCAAAUCAUAAUAAAUUUAUAUUGCGUGAG
This is a messenger RNA of Lobosporangium transversale, 2211 nucleotides long. Its product is annotated as peptidase family S49-domain-containing protein. The transcript has 8 exons. Gene Ontology annotation, molecular function: peptidase activity. The record is from RefSeq and is a predicted model, not a curated record. Bases 72 to 2156 code for a protein of 694 amino acids. Lineage: Eukaryota; Fungi; Mortierellomycota; Mortierellomycetes; Mortierellales; Mortierellaceae. Gene Ontology annotation, biological process: proteolysis.